Ylistrum balloti is the source of this 5624-nucleotide messenger RNA. RefSeq names its product actin-histidine N-methyltransferase-like. Gene Ontology annotation, molecular function: histone H3K36 methyltransferase activity; protein binding; transcription coactivator activity. Gene Ontology annotation, biological process: peptidyl-lysine trimethylation; actin modification; positive regulation of transcription by RNA polymerase II. Bases 39 to 1550 code for a protein of 503 amino acids. NCBI's taxonomy places the organism in Eukaryota, Metazoa, Mollusca, Bivalvia, Pectinida, Pectinidae. The record is from RefSeq and is a predicted model, not a curated record. The transcript is spliced from 16 exons.
CCGCACUUGUUCGGAGAAGAACGUAAACGAGAACCAUAAUGGGCAAGAAAAGUAAAAAGCAAAAAGAUGUUGUUGCUGGAAAACGAGCCAACACUCCUGAACAUAAAGAAUUAUCAAAGGCUUCUAAAAAAGAAUUGAUGGAAUCAGCAACAAAUCUCCUGGAGUUUUGUUCAAAACCUAUUCCUCCUGGUCCAAAAGAGAUAGAAGAUUUUCCAGAGAUUUUCAGCAUGGUGGAGAAAAUUCGUAGCAUUCAGACAGAUGUAACAUACACACAACCAGAGAGAGGAACAUGCAUUUCUGCAUUUAUAGAAUGGUUGAAUAACAACAAAGUUGAUACAUUAGCCAUAGAAAUAGAAAACUUCCAACAUGUAGGAUAUGGGAUCAAGGCAACCAAAGAUCUCAAAGAAAUGGACCCUUUUGUGAUUGUUCCUCGGAAGCUAAUGCUAACAACUGACACAGCUAGAGCAUCAGGAUUAGAUGCCUUGAUUGCUGAAGACAAGAUCCUACAGGCGAUGCCAAGUAUUGUAUUGGCACUUCACCUUCUGUGUGAGAGAAGGAGUACAGAGUCCUUCUGGAGGCCAUACCUUGAUAUGCUUCCUAGCCGAUAUACCACACCUUUGUACUUCUCACCAGAGGAGCUGGCUCUGCUGAAGGGAUCCCCAGCCUACAAGGAUUGUGUAAACCAAUACCGGAAUAUUGCACGUCAGUAUGCUUACUUCUACAGAGUGUUACAGAAUCAUCCUGCUGCCUCCAAACUGCCCAUAAAGGACUGUUUUACUUAUGAUGAUUACAGAUGGGCAGUAUCUACAGUAAUGACCAGACAGAACCAGGUGCCCACACCAGAUGGAGAAAGAUUAACCUUUGCCCUCAUUCCAUUGUGGGAUAUGUGUAAUCACUGUAAUGGAACGAUAACAACAGAUUACAAUGUUGAGGAUGACUGCAGUGAGUGCUUUGCUCUCAGAGAUUUUGCUAAAGGAGAACAGAUUAUGAUAUUUUACGGUGCCAGAUCUAAUGCAGAGCUUCUUAUACAUAGUGGGUUUGUCUACCCAGACAAUGAAUGGGACAGAAUAGCCGUUAAACUAGGCAUCAGUAAAGGUGAUCCUCUGUUUGACAGCAAAUCUGAUUUACUGACAAAGUUGGGACUGGAAGUCUCUCGUUCCUUCUUCAUACAUCGAGGGAGAUUUCCACUUGAUCCACAAAUCCUUGCCUUCCUGAGAAUCUUCUGCAUGUCUGAGGAGAAUCUGAAGGAGUUGCAGUCGUCUCCCCUGACGGAAGAGAAGAUGGAGAGUCUUGGUGAGGUUUCUACCCCCGUAUCAAUUGAAAAUGAUGAGAAGGUGUGGUCAUUUCUAGAGACCCGCACAGCUUUGUUACAGAAAGCUUAUGACACCACUGCAGAGGAAGAUGAGGAGCUUAUAAAGUCAUCAGAUUACAAUGAAAACCAAAAACUGUUGAUUUGUCUACGUAGGUGUGAAAAAAGAAUCUUGUUAUCAACACAAACAUAUGCCAAAACAAUGAAAGAAACAUUGAUUUCAAAACAGAACAAAGAUUGACUGUUGUUACGUCACUAGAAACAAAGCAUGGAAGACAUUGUGGAAUUGCAGCUGCUGAAACAGAUAUCAUCUCUGUUCGAAUCUUGAAAUUUCAGGGUUUUUAAAUUAUACUGUUCAGGUAUUGCAACAGCACUGUGAAUAGACCUACAUUUGAUUUCUAUUCCUCUAUAAAGAAACAGAUAAGCAUAUUUCUUCAUUAGGUAUACAUGUAGUAUAUAUUUGUAGUGUGCAUUAACUGAUAAAACAUUGAUAAACAUAACUUCCUGUGUAAAGGUCUCAAGCUAGAUCGCUUUUAAAAUACAAGAUUAGAACAGCUAUAAUUGUGAUAAAUUGGGUUUGAUUAACCAGGCAGUGAUACAUUUGUGUGUGUAGGAUAUCUGAACAUAGUGCUACCAGUUUCCUUAUUUCUAUACUUAAUUGCUGUAUGAGUUCAUGUCGAAAGCAUCAUUAUAAUUGGAGAUUCACGUUGAUAUGACUGGAGUAAUUGAUGAUGUUGGCAUUUUACACAUAUAAACUCUUAAUAUUAAUACAUCAUUGAAAGAAGUGAAAAACACGUCAUGCUAAAUCUGCAUGAAUUAAAUUAUGAAUGAAUGAAUUUGAAAUUGUUUGUCUUUGGUCGCUUUUACAUAACUGGUUGAAACAGUUGGAUGGGUUAAACAUGCAAGAAAAUUGCCAGAUACAGAUCUGUACCAAGGCAAUACAAUAGAAUAGUCGGCAGAUUGAAGGGCUCAGUUGUAAUUGUCAAAAACGAACUUGCUGGAUGACAUUAGUUUUCAUAAUUUCAGCAUAAAGCAGGAUUGGUACAUGUACAAUAAUUGUACAUAUUUCCAUGCUGAUAAGUACAUGUUAAAUGGAUGGCAUCAUAUUUGUUUAGUUUAUGCUUGACAGGAAAUUCAUUAAUGGGAAAUCUUAAACUUUAUAUCAAACAUUCAGUACAUGUGCAUUCAUUUAUUUUUUAAUAAUUCCAGACCACUUGAAUUGUUUCAACUAGUUUAUGCAAAAGUGGCAUUAAUGUAUGAUGUGCACCAGGUUUGAUUUGUUGUUAUAACUUAAUAUUUAUAUCAGAACAAACUGCUUCUGAUAAAAGAUCACAAGAUGUUCACAUCUUCCAGAUAGGAUCUAAUGUGUCGUUACUUUCAUUGUAAAAAUCUUCAAACUUAAGCUGUUGCAAAGAUGCAAAAACCAGUAAACAAAAUUUCAUAACAUUUUGUACGAUGUUGGUUGUGUAUAACAUAAACCUGCAUCACUAUGUAUUAUUGUAUCUAUUCACCUAUCCACCUGAUUUCAGUUUUAUAUCAUGUAAUUGUUGAUCUUUUAUAAUUAAUGUUUCAAAAGUCGCAAUCCAAUCUAUGUGUAAGAAAAUCCAUCUUCUAUAAUUAGCCUACAGGUGUCAACAAAAUGUGGUGUUAAACUGAGGCAAAUUCCGGCAAGACAGGUUUUCAUCACAAAUCACAUAACCUAGACUUAAUUAAAAUAGAACAAGGAAUUUCCCUGACAUCAGGUUAUUAUUACAAAUUGACAACCUUGAUUAAAAAUAAACUUAUCUUAGUCAUAAUAGGGACAUCUUAAAUGUGGUAUCAUAUGAGGAUUUUCAGUCUUGAAAAGGUGAUAUUUCCAAAGUCAAUAUCACCUUGUGGAGAUUGACAAAUCCUCAUAUCAUGUUUAAACAAGAGACAUUAAUUGACAUAAGUUGUGUAACAUUAAUUGGUGACUGAACAAGUUUCAUCUACCUGUUAAGAAUUUAAAACAGUAAACCUUGUCAUGGUGAAAGUUGAUCAAGGUUGUGCAGUUGAACUAACUUAGAAGCUAUCUUAUCAUAUGCACAUCGACUAGAUAGUAUAGUAUAAAGGUUUCAAUUGUAAUGUUAUGGACCAUUAAUUAUUUGAAGUUUUCAUAAGGAAGACUGGAUGGAGUACAGGGCCAGUCCUCGCUAUGAAUAAAUAUAUACCAGGCAUCUGUAUAUUAUAAGGUGGAAAUUUGGCUAGAUUGAGAAAAUCACUUGUAUAAGAAGACAAAAUUUUAAAUGUUGUAAACAAGGAUAUAGUCAUUGAGAACCCCUGCCAAGGGAGAACUGCCAAGGGAGGUUUAAUUUCAUGGUUUGUUUCCCAUGACAAUGAAGAAAUAUCAGAAAUGGAAACCCUAAUAGCAAGUGACAGGCAUUUGAUUGUUGUUUCUACGAUAAGUGUUUUCAAGUUAUGGUCAGGAAACAGUGAUGUACAUUGAAGCAUUUUACAAAAUAAAAAAUCUACCAAUUUUUUUUUAAAUAUUUAUACAAAACAAAUUUCCCUUCACCUGAGCAUGCCUGGGACUAAAUUUGGACAAUAUCCUGCAAUUUCUCAAGAGGCGUGAUGAUAGAUUUUAAAGAAAUUGAUAGAUUUUCCCUAUUUGUCCUCACCCCUCUGGCCUCAGGGAGACGAGGCCCAUCUUUUGUACAAAACUGAUUUUUCUUCACCCAAGCAUGCUUCAAUUCCUGAAGAACAUGCAUAGUUUUAAUGGUUUCUAAGUUUGAAGGCUGAAUUUUCAAUUAGACCAAACUGAUAACACUGUCUGUUGUUGUAGUUUAUCAUAUUUGACCCCUGUGAAUGAAGGUCAAGGUCAUUCAUUCAAACAAACUUGGUAGCCCUUCAUCCCAGCAUGCUACUGGCACAAUAUCAUGACACAGGGUCAUUGUGUUAUUGUGAAGAAGUCAUUUCCACACAUUUGACCCCAUGUGACCUUGAAAGUAUGUCAAGGUCAUUCAUCUGAACAUAGAAGAUAGCCCUUUAUCCCAGCAUGCUACUGGCCAAAUAUCAUGACCCUGGACCAUUUGGGUACUUUGAACAAAUAUGACAGUCCUUCAUCCUUGCAUGCUACUGGCCAAAUAUACUGGCCUUGGCUUUUUGGUUAUUGUGAGGAAAUUGUUUAAAGAUUUCUAAUACAUUUGACUCCUGUAACCAAGGUCAUUCAUUUGACCCAAUUAUGUAGUCCUUCAUAUAACCCUGAUAAAUACUAGAUGCAAUAUACCGCUCAGCUAGAGAGAGCUUCUAUUUAGCUCGAUCGGUUGAGCAUCAGACUAGUAAGCCAGGGUUUCUUGGUUAAAAUUCCUAGCAGAGGCAUUGAAAUAUAGAAUGACCUCUGUUACAUUAUGCUUCUGGGCUAGUAUCGUGACCUUGCACCAAUUGUUUAUUUGGAAGAAGUCAUUUAAAGAUGUUAACACAUUUGACCCCUGUGACAUUCAAAAUAGGUCCUCAUUCAUUUGAACACACUUAAAAGCCCUUCAUCCUGGCAUGCUACUAGCCCAAUACCUUGACCCUGGGCCUUUUGUUUUUUGAGAAGUCGUAAAUUGUUUAUAUCUGCUGAUGUACAACGCCGGAAAAAAGACACUCAGUCAUUCAUGAAUUGUUACAAUAUAUACCAAUAGUUGACAGAUGAUGACGGAUGCUGCAGGAUCUCUAUGAAUUAAUAAAUAUUUGUUGUGAUAAAACAGAAAAGCUGUAUUUACUGACAUGUACAGUAAUUUGCUUGCUUAGGAACUAGCAUUGGUAGGUCAUCAGGUGCAGAUAUAGGUUUCCAUUUGAUACUUCAAUAAGCAUAUUUAGAAUAUUGUGUCUAAUUUAGAGUAAUGUGUCAAAAUGUUUUUACCAGUGUCUGUUAUGAUCCUAUAUACCUUUUUCGUAUUUACACAGAAAAUGCAACCUCACAAAUGUAAAUGUCUAGACAUUCAAAUAACCAACCAAGUUUGAACUUUCUUGCAAUCAUGACAACUAAAACACAUACAGAAUAAACAUGUUGAAAAAUUAAUUUUAUAUUUCUACUUCAUGCAGUUUAUGUCUAUCUGACGAACAGCAUGAUCACUGUCUAUAUCAUUAUUUGAAAAAUACAAGUGCAGCUAUAAUCAUUACAAGAGAAAUAAUUAAAAACUGGAAGAAACAACUUAAAUCAAAUCUUCUGAAAAUUAACAUGUUUUUUCAAACUGAGUUAUUUACCCCGACAUUCGAAGACAGAUAUUCAAUAAUGCUUGUAAUUGCAUUAAGAACACUUCCUCUAUUGAUCAGAACUUACAAAAUGUGUAUAAAAUAAAUUUUCAUUUAAUGU